Messenger RNA from Metarhizium album ARSEF 1941, 1686 nucleotides. Its product is annotated as Major facilitator superfamily domain, general substrate transporter. Bases 1 to 1686 code for a protein of 561 amino acids. The transcript has 4 exons. Gene Ontology annotation, biological process: transmembrane transport. The record is from RefSeq and is a predicted model, not a curated record. Gene Ontology annotation, molecular function: transmembrane transporter activity. NCBI's taxonomy places the organism in Eukaryota, Fungi, Ascomycota, Sordariomycetes, Hypocreales, Clavicipitaceae.
AUGUCUGCAAGCAAUUCUAAUCAGAUGCCGACUAGUACCCCCAUUCUGGCGAGUGCAGGAAACAAACUGGGAAGCCCCGGAACCGGCAGCACAGGCGGGCCCGAAGAGGUUGAGCUUCGACGACAAAGCGUCCACAAUGGCGGAAUCCAAGAUCCGAACCCCCUUGACGCUCCUGGACCGGCAGGCAGAGGCGACCGGAACUAUACUGUCAUCAGUUGGGACGUCAACGACGCCGAGAAUCCGCAUCACUGGUCGUUUUUCAAAAAGACCUACAUCCUCACCCUGACAUGUAUGCUCGUCACUAAUUCAACCAUGAGCUCGGCCCUCCCCUCCAUGAUCAUCCCCCAGAUCAUCGGCGAAUUCGGCAGCGUCUCGCAGGAGCAGCAAGUCCUCCCCAUCUCCGUCUUCCUCCUCGGCUAUGUCUUUGGUCCCGUCGUCUGGGCGCCGCUUAGCGAACAGUUUGGCAGAAAGCACCUCACCACCGUGACGUUCCUCGCCUUUUCCAUCUUCACCAUGGCUUCCGCCCUGUCACCGUCAUGGUCGUCGUUGCUGGCGUUUCGGCUCUGCAGCGGCAUCUUUGCCAGCGCGCCCAUAGCCGUGGUAGCCGGUAUACUGGCAGAUAUAUACGGCGACGCUCGCGUGCGAGGCAAAGCAUAUUCCGCCUUCUUAGUCACAACCGUCUUCGGUCCCAUCUUCGGCCCAAUAGUAUCAGGAUUCGUGGCCCCGACCAUCGGCUGGCGCUGGGCCUUCUGGAUUGCCCUUCUCUACGCCGCCCUCACCUUCAUAAUGCUCCUCUUCCUCCCAGAGACCCAUCACCAGGUCCUGCUCGCCCGCCGCGCCAAGAGGCUCCGCCAGCAAAGCCAGUCCGUCACCAUCGUCGCCCCCCGCGACCUCGAAACCAUCGACCUCCCCCAGCUUGUCAGCAAGGUGCUCACCAGGCCCCUCCGCAUGCUCUUCUUCGAGCCCAUCGUCGCCACGACAUGCUCCUACCUCGCCCUCGCCUACGCCAUCUUCUACAUGUCCUUCCAGGCCUUCCCCAUCAUCUUCAGCUACCACUACGCCCUGCCCCCCGGCAUCACGGGACUCUGCUACCUGCCGAUCGGGGCAGGCGCCUUCCUGAGCAUGGUCUGCUUCUGGUGCUGGGAUGCCUACGUCGCUCGCGCCUCUUCCCGCGGCGCGGCGUGGCCCGCCAGCGAGGAAUACCGCCGUGUGCCGCUCGCCACCGUCGGCGGCCCGCUGUUCGUCAUAUCCCUCUUCUGGCUGGGCUUCACCACAAGGCCGGGCAUAUCCUUUGUGGUGCCCAUGCUCGCGGGCCUCCCCUUCGGCAUGGGCUUCCAGCUCAUCUUCAUGACCUUGUUGAACUACCUUACCGACGCGUACGAGGUCUACGCUGCCUCGGCAAAUGCUGCCGCCUCCGCGACGCGCUCCUGCCUGGCGGUCGUCUUGCCCUUGGCCACAAAAGCCAUGUUCAAUCAGCUCGGUGUGUCUGGUGCGUGUGCCGUCUUGGGGGGGCUCAGUGCUGCCAUGAGCGUGAUUCCGUUCGUAUUCUUGUGCAAGGGACAGGCUAUCAGGAACAAGUCGCCGUUCUGUAUUGCCCUGCGACGGGAAAAGGAGGACCUGUUGCGCAAGGAGGAACAGAGGCGCUUGGACAGUGGUAAAGUGGCCAACGGGACUGACGACGUUUGA